GCAUUUCAAUAUGGCGCACACCCAAAGACUGUAUUUAAUUUUAUUGCCUGGACCCUUGCCAUCGUCGAACGAAAUGGUACAGGUAUCAAAUUAAGCACGUUUGUCGACGUGUUCCGUGUUAAAUUCAACCACCACAAAAGCCUCUGUGUGUUCAUUAUCGUGUACGCAGCCACGGUGAUUCCCUUUCUUUUCACGCGUGCACACUAACGAGAUGGAAAGUUAAUGGCUGAUGUAGUUGUAAUUUACGCGAGUUGUGUGGAAACAGCGUCUUUGCGUGACAAAGCUUUUUUAAAAUUCAUAGAUAAACUCGGCCACCCCGUAACGCGACACGCCGAUAACAGUUGGUUCUUUCGUGCCACUUUCGCGCAGAAUUUUUAUUUCGAGCCGCGCGAAGGAGAAGAGAAAAAGAUAGCUGGUCAGCCGCAUUGGCGUAUUUCAUCUCUUAUCUCGAUCCGGUGCCGGACCGGUUUUAAUUCGAAUGAAAAUGCCGUGGCAAAGGGAGGGAAAAAAAAGAAAGAAGAAAAACAUAGCACAGUGGAAUAG
This is a messenger RNA of Apis cerana (Asiatic honeybee), 543 nucleotides long. RefSeq lists its product as uncharacterized. NCBI's taxonomy places the organism in Eukaryota, Metazoa, Arthropoda, Insecta, Hymenoptera, Apidae. The record is from RefSeq and is a predicted model, not a curated record.